UCUCACUCACAACCACACUCGUAAAGAUUGGUGUGAUUAAUGGCGCUUUCUCUCAGCCAGACUCGACCACCAAGCCUUAGCCUUAACCUUAGCGUCGUCGUUCCUAAGAGAAGGUUAGUUUCAAUCCGAUGCGGUCCACGCGACAACCGCGGACCACUUCUCAAAGGUCGAAUCCUAAGCACCGAAGCAAUCCAAUCGAUCCAAUCUCUCAAACGAGCACAUCGAACCGGUAGCUCAAUCUCUCUUACCCUCCGUCCUCUCCGCCGUCUCAUAAAAUCCGAUCUAGUCUCCGUCCUACGUGAGCUUCUCCGUCAAGACUAUUGCACUCUCGCUGUUCAUGUUCUCUCCACUCUUCGUUCAGAGUAUCCUCCUCUUGACCUUGUUCUCUACGCCGAUAUCGUUAAUGCUCUUUCGAGGAAUAAAGAGUUCGAUGAGAUAGAUCGUCUUAUUGGAGAAAUAGAAAUAAUUGAUCAAAGAAGUGAUGAUAAGGCUUUAGCUAAGUUGAUUAGAGCUGUGGUUGGAGCUGAGAGGAGAGAGUCGGUGGUUAGGGUUUAUACCUUGUUGAGAGAGAGUGGGUGGGGGUCUGAGUCGUGGGAGGCUGAUGAGUAUGUGGCUGAGGUUUUGAGUAAGGGUCUCUUGAGACUAGGAGAGCAAGACUUGGCUGCUCAGGUCUCACUCAAAUCUUCAAUUCUAAACCCUUGAAUUAUUCGGGGUUUUCGGGUUUUGGUGAAGGUCAUAAACUUUUGUAACAUGUGGUAGAUACUCAUUUGGAUUCCAUGUUUCUAUCAUUAUUUUGGUAAUGUUAGCAUUCCUAUUUUGUUGCUA
Molecule: messenger RNA, 825 nt
Organism: Arabidopsis lyrata subsp. lyrata
Lineage: Eukaryota; Viridiplantae; Streptophyta; Magnoliopsida; Brassicales; Brassicaceae
Exons: 1
Coding region: 40-702 (220 amino acids)
Biological process (GO): chloroplast organization; Group II intron splicing
Molecular function (GO): protein binding; RNA binding
Source: RefSeq, a predicted model, not a curated record